Molecule: messenger RNA, 1086 nt
Organism: Sardina pilchardus (European sardine)
Lineage: Eukaryota; Metazoa; Chordata; Actinopteri; Clupeiformes; Clupeidae
Gene: dok6
Product: docking protein 6
Exons: 8
Coding region: 1-1008 (335 amino acids)
Biological process (GO): cell surface receptor protein tyrosine kinase signaling pathway; Ras protein signal transduction; positive regulation of MAPK cascade
Cellular component (GO): cytoplasm
Source: RefSeq, a predicted model, not a curated record
AUGGCUUCUAACUUCAAUGACAUAGUGAAACAAGGCUACGUGAAAAUACGGAGUAAGAAAUUGGGGAUCUUCCGGCGAUGUUGGCUGGUGUUUAAGAAGGCCUCCAGCAAAGGGCCGCGGCGGCUAGAGAAGUACCCCGACGAGAAGGCAGCGUAUUUCAGAGGGUUUCAUAAGAUAACGGAACUCCACCACAUCAAGAACAUCACCAGGAUGCCACGGGAGACGAAGAAACACGCCGUGGCCAUCAUCUUCCAUGAUGAGACCUCCAAAACAUUCGCCUGCGAGUCAGAGUUGGAGGCUGAGGAGUGGUGUAAGCUGCUGUGUGUGGAGUGCCUGGGCAGCAGGCUUAACGACAUCAGCCUGGGAGAGCCAGACCUGCUAGCAGCGGGCGUACAGAGGGAGCAGAACGAGCGCUUUAACGUCUACCUGAUGCCCACCCCGAACCUGGACAUCUACGGCGAGUGCACCAUGCAGAUCACGCACGAGAACAUCUACCUGUGGGACAUCCACAACGCGCGGGUCAAGCUGGUCAUGUGGCCCCUCAGCUCGCUGCGCCGCUACGGGAGGGACUGCACGUGGUUCACCUUCGAGGCCGGGAGGAUGUGCGACACGGGCGAGGGGCUGUUCACGUUCCAGACGCGCGAGGGCGAGAUGAUCUACCAGCGCGUCCACUCCGCCACGCUGUCCAUCGCCGAGCAGCACGAGCGCAUGCUGAUGGAGAUGGAGAAGAACUCACAGACGCUCUCGAACGAGGCCUCAUUAACAAAGUCAAUAUCCUUACCGCGGAGCGUCUACUGGCAACACAUCAUACGUCAGAACAGCGUCGGAGAUAUCUACAGUUGUCAAGGGAGCAGCCUGACGCUGACGCUGAUUCCUCGGGCGCAGACGUUCCCAAGUUUCCUGUCUGAGCAAAAAGAGGACGCGUCAUGCUCGCCCCCAGACCAAGAGCAAGCGCUGUCGCCCUCUAGUGACUAUGAAACAGACUACAGCACAGCAACUCUGCAAUGACGAGCACUACAUAGAUAUCCCUAUCAAGCCAAAACGAGACAUUCCUUCGUUUUAGCGACCCUCUAGGGACACAUAUAG